UGGGCCGGGGCCGGGGCCGGGGCCGGGGCCUCGCCAUGGCCGGGGCCAUCGCGUCCCGCAUGAGCUUCAGCUCUCUCAAGAGAAAGCAGCCCAAGACGUUCACCGUGCGCAUUGUCACUAUGGACGCGGAGAUGGAGUUCAACUGCGAGAUGAAAUGGAAGGGGAAGGACCUGUUUGACCUGGUGUGCCGAACUCUGGGACUACGGGAAACCUGGUUCUUUGGACUGCAGUACACAAUCAAGGACACCGUGGCCUGGCUCAAAAUGGACAAAAAGGUGCUGGAUCAUGAUGUUUCAAAGGAAGAGCCGGUCACCUUUCAUUUCCUGGCCAAAUUUUAUCCAGAGAAUGCAGAGGAGGAGCUGGUGCAGGAGAUCACUCAGCACUUAUUCUUCCUCCAGGUGAAGAAGCAGAUUCUGGAUGAGAAGAUCUACUGCCCUCCAGAGGCGUCGGUGCUCCUGGCUUCCUAUGCGGUCCAGGCCAAGUAUGGUGACUAUGACCCCUCUGUUCACAAGCGUGGGUUUUUGGCCCAGGAGGAGCUGCUUCCAAAAAGGGUAAUAAAUCUGUAUCAGAUGACACAAGAGAUGUGGGAGGAGAGAAUUACCUCUUGGUAUGCAGAGCAUCGAGGCAGAGCAAGAGAUGAAGCUGAAAUGGAAUAUUUGAAGAUUGCCCAGGACUUGGAGAUGUAUGGUGUGAACUAUUUUGCAAUCCGGAAUAAAAAGGGCACAGAACUGCUGCUUGGUGUGGAUGCUCUGGGACUCCACAUAUACGACCCUGAAAACAGACUGACUCCCAAAAUCUCCUUCCCUUGGAAUGAAAUCCGGAACAUCUCCUACAGCGACAAAGAGUUCACCAUUAAGCCUCUGGACAAGAAGAUUGACGUCUUCAAGUUUAACUCCUCAAAGCUGCGUGUUAACAAGCUGAUUCUGCAGCUGUGCAUUGGAAACCAUGACCUCUUCAUGCGGAGAAGGAAGGCUGACUCGCUGGAGGUGCAGCAGAUGAAAGCCCAGGCCCGGGAGGAGAAGGCCAGAAAGCAGAUGGAACGGCAGCGUUUGGCUCGAGAGAAGCAGAUGAGGGAAGAGGCUGAGCGGACAAGGGAUGAAUUGGAGAGGAGGCUCUUACAAUUGAAGGAGGAAGCCACUAUGGCUAAUGAAGCCUUGAUGCGGUCCGAGGAGACGGCUGACCUGCUGGCAGAAAAGGCCCAGAUCACAGAGGAGGAGGCAAAGCUCUUAGCUCAGAAGGCAGCCGAGGCCGAGCAGGAGAUGCAGCGGGUCAAGGCCACGGCCAUUAGGACGGAGGAGGAAAAGCGCCUGAUGGAGCAGAAGGUGCUGGAGGCUGAGAUGCUGGCGCUGAAGAUGGCUGAGGAGUCCGAGAGGAGAGCAAAAGAGGCUGAUCAGCUGAAGCAGGACCUGCAGGAGGCCAGAGAGUCCGAGAGAAGAGCAAAGCAGAAGCUCUUAGAGAUCACCAGCAAGGCUUCCUACCCGCCCCCCGUGAGCUCGAGCGCCCCAGCCCUGCCGCCCGACGUGCCCGGCUUCGGUCUCAUUGGCGAGAGCCUGUCCUUUGACUUUAAGGACACUGACAUGAAGCGGCUCUCCAUGGAGAUUGAGAAGGAGAAAGUGGAGUACAUGGAGAAGAGCAAACACCUGCAGGAACAGCUCAAUGAGCUCAAGACGGAGAUUGAGGCGCUCAAGCUCAAGGAGCGGGAGACGGCGCUGGACAUCCUGCACAGCGAGAGCGCCGACAGGGGCGGCAGCAAGCACAACACCAUCAAAAAGCCUCAAGCCCAAGGCAGAAGACCUAUCUGCAUUUGAGCCCCCAAGUGGGCUGUUCCGAGCUCACCUUGCAGAGCACCAAGUCCCGAGUGGCCUUCUUCGAGGAACUCUAGGAAGCGAGCCAGCCACCCGAGGAGCGGCCCCCCGUGCACAGCGGGACCGCCCUGCGCACGAAGGCGAUCCCCGGACACGCCGGCUGGGCCACGAGGGGCUUUCCUUCGGCCAGCGGCGACCCGAUGCCAAGGACGUGCAAUGGCCUUGAACUCCAGCCCUUCCCGGACUUUUGGGGUGGGGUUCAAGCUUAUGGAUGUUUUUAAAUGUUCAGUCUCCUUUGUCUAUUGUGUAGUUGUGGUGCCCGCCUGGUCUUCAGAGACACCGGGGUUUGUGCUUUUUGCCAGAGGCGGACUCGGCCUGUCCCCCGGGGGGCUGGGGGCUGGGGGCUGAGGCUGCGGUUACUCCCUGGGGGCGUCCUCACGACCCCCUCUGAGCACCAGGAGCUGGGGAGAUUGGGGGGUUUGUCCCCACACCAGGGCUGCAAGAGUGGAAGAUCCGGACUUGCCGGGGCAGCCUCAGGGGCCGGGCCCGGGAAAGGAACGCCUGUGUUCUGGCGGCGUGGAGGGCCCGCCUUGCAGAUGGGUCUCCGGGCUCUGGAGGAGGGAGGGGGGAGGUUCUCCCCCCCCAGCAAGCCGCGGUCCGGGCCCUCUGGCAGACCCAGCACAGCAGCCGUGGGUGCCGGACGCCGGGGCCGUGUCUGGCGGGGAGCAGCCGCCCCCAGAGCCCGCUUCCCUGCAUGUCCCUUUUCUGUCUGGGCUUCCCUCCCUGUGCCCUAAGACGUGAGGGACCCGAUAUUCCUUGGGACCUUCUAGUAAGCAGCCGAGGCCCGGCGGGCUGCGGGGCUCCCAGCGCUCUCUGCGGCCCCCAGGUUCUCCCAGCCUGCCUCUCUCCAGCGCUGGUGAACCUCGCAUUCUCCCUUGGCAGGAGACAGGACUGCUCUGGCUCGUCUCUGCUUCUGUGCCCUGAGUCGCGCUCCCCGGCCCUCACAUCGGCUCGUGUUCCAUCUCGGUCCCCCUCCCCGCAGGACAUCCGGGCCUUCCCUCCCGUGCCCACGGCGGGGGCGCCGACUGUUCUGUGCUCAGUUGGGGACUAGAGAAGCGCCUCUUCCUUGUCCUUGGUGGGACGACUCCCCCCGGCCACGGUCCCCGCCUUGGACCUCCGGCUGCUGUGGGAUCCGGGGCUUCGGAGCUUGUCAGAGACGGAGAAGUGAAGGAGCCCGUCCCGUGCGGUCCCAGGGGGCCGGGGGCUUCUUCCUGCGGCUCCCCCGCAGCCGGGCUGCCCUCUGGGACUGGGACCCAGGCUCCUCACAUUCUCUGUGUCCCCGGGCCCCCCCCAGCCCCCUGCCGCCUCUGUCUGUCCUUCCUGCUGGCAGGGGGAUGGCCUGAAUGACCUCGUGGCUGCUUGUGGCCGUUCGGCCGCAGCUUGUAUCCGGCGGGCUCGUUCUGUGUGUUGUCUGUGAUUCUGAAUAUAAAAACACUUAGCCAGUCAGAAGUCUGGGGGUCUGUCCCCCCGCCCCGGGAGCCUUCCUCCCAGACUGCUCCCCAGGGGGCUCUGGCUCCACGGUCAGUCUCUGGGACCGGCAGGGGGACAACUGGGGGGGGGGUCGGAGCUCAGCCAGGGCAAGUCUCCCACCCUGGGGAAGCCCGGUGCCUCCGACUGCUGGGCACGGCCCUGGCACUGCCAGGUAACGCCGGCCUCGAGGUCCGAGAAGGCCUGUGAGCGAGAGCGCCGCGGUCACACCUCGGGGAGAGCCGGGGGCCUGGGCAAGAGGGCCGAGCCCCCGACUCCGGCUCCCCGGAAGCCUCCCACGCCCCCCAGAGCUGUCCCUCGUCUGCCUCCCGUGCCCGUGACCUUGCCCAGACCCCGUCCAUCAUCGCCUUGGCUCCUCUUUAACCUGACGGAGGAGAGCCGACCCUGGAGGCCUGAGGCCGGGUCCCAGUUCUGACUGCACCUCCCCAAGCCAUUCUCUCCGGGUCAGUGAAGUCACAGACCCAGCCCCUCCCCAGGCAGGGGCUUCCUCCACCACUAAGGAUUUAAUGGCCACCCUCUGCUCGCGGGAAGGGAACGCCGGGCGAGCCGGUGACCUCGGCUGGAGAGCUGCCCCCUUGUCCGCUCCCGCGGGCCCCUGCCCGGCAGACCCUGGUCCGUGGGGCUCGUUCCCCAGAGCUUAGAGGUGGCUUAGUUCCGUGUCUCUAAUGUCCCUGAAGCGCAUAAUUGUAACCUGUACCUGAACUUCUGACAUGCCACUGGAGCGGAGGGAAGAGACGGGCGGGAGCAGCGGCGGCUGCCUUGGGGAGUGUGGGGUGAGCUUGGGGGGCGGCCGGGCCCCCCUCACUCCCACACCCAGACUGACCGUCUCCCCGAGGGACGUCUCGGCACUCAGCGGUGCCUGGGAGACGAGGUGCCCGCGGCCGGAGCGCCCACACUCCGGGCGAAGGGGCAUCUGGGCACCUCGGGGGAGAGGUCCCGCAGCGUCCCCGCUCUGUCUGUCCCUCCGCUCUCGUGUCUCUGUGUGUCCCCGUCUCCCCUCUCUCCAGAGUCAAAGCACAUCCAGAGCCCCCCACCCCAGAAAAGAGAACCCCCCGCGAGCUCUUACCAGAGCGCGGGGCCCCUCGUGCCCCCAUCGGUGCCAGCUUCCCUGGGCUCCAGCCGGACUUGGCAGGCGGCGCCUGACGGGGAGUCUCCUCCAGUUCCCUCUCCAAAGGUGGGGCGAGAGCUGGGCUGGUUCGGCUGCUCUCGUGACCGGAGGGGUGGAGCCCCCUCUCCCAUCAGGUGAAAUACCCACGAGUCUGUUUUCUAUUCUGGGGGAUUGUUCUAUUUUAACUGAUUGUUUUAAUAAAAAUUCAAAGCUGCAGAA
Molecule: messenger RNA, 4680 nt
Organism: Antechinus flavipes (yellow-footed antechinus)
Lineage: Eukaryota; Metazoa; Chordata; Mammalia; Dasyuromorphia; Dasyuridae
Gene: NF2
Product: NF2, moesin-ezrin-radixin like (MERLIN) tumor suppressor
Exons: 17
Coding region: 36-1808 (590 amino acids)
Biological process (GO): positive regulation of early endosome to late endosome transport; regulation of cell shape; regulation of organelle assembly
Cellular component (GO): plasma membrane; adherens junction; cytoskeleton
Molecular function (GO): cell adhesion molecule binding; actin binding
Source: RefSeq, a predicted model, not a curated record